Molecule: messenger RNA, 3211 nt
Organism: Diorhabda carinulata
Lineage: Eukaryota; Metazoa; Arthropoda; Insecta; Coleoptera; Chrysomelidae
Gene: Vps50
Product: syndetin
Exons: 14
Coding region: 157-2997 (946 amino acids)
Biological process (GO): endocytic recycling; retrograde transport, endosome to Golgi
Cellular component (GO): EARP complex
Molecular function (GO): SNARE binding
Source: RefSeq, a predicted model, not a curated record
GUAAUAAUGAGACCCCAUCUAAAAACAGAAGCAGAAUGUGACGUGUCGAAAUAUUGACAACAAAUGCACAAGUUUUACAUUCAUUAGUUUGACGUUUAAUUGUGAAUUUUUUUUAAAAAAAUUACAUGAAUGUGUAUAUAGUUGAAGAAUAAUAAAAUGGACGAACUGAAAAAUAAAUUAUUGGGACUGAUACAUAAACAACCUCCUAAAAUACCUUCGAUGGGUUUUAAUGAUGCUAAUUAUCAUUUUUCUGAUUUACCAACUCUUUCCAUCAACAGUAAAACCGUACAAGAAGUGGACAGACCAGCUGAUCAAGACAUACUGGAGAGUAUAGAGGCUGCUUAUUUUUCUAUUAAUCCAGAAUUUGAUAUUUGCAGAUUUGAGCUUGAAAAAUUGCCUGAAAUUUUGGAUUGUGACCAAAUACAGAGAGACUUCAAAAAAUUAAAACAGCAGCAUCAAGUUGUUUCAAAAAAAGUUCUUCAGCUAAUUCUUGAACAUCAAACUGGUUGUAAUGGAGAAUUUGAAAAGAUAAUAGAAAUUCUAGAGAAGGUUAAAGAAACUUUAGCAUUGUGUAAAAUCAGUAGAAAAGAGUUGAAAAUUGCAGCGAGUCAGUUUACUGAUAGCUUAGGGAUUUUGACAAAUUAUAGGAAAAGAAAAAUGGCUCAAAAUUUUUUGAACCACCUAAAAAUGAUUAAAGACUUGCACAGCUUUGAAAAAAGAUGUCAGCAAAUGAUGUUGGAAGAGGAUUUUGUUGGAAUAAUAACUGAAUUGAAACGAUGUCAGAAAAUUGCUAGUCAAUAUAGGCAUUUCAGUUGUGUAGCCGCCUUGACUUACAAAAUACAAGAAACUUUGGAAAACACAGAUUCCCAACUAGAUAGAAUAUUAGCUCAGACUUGUUUUCAUUUUGACAAAGAUCGUUACAUAAAACUUCAAGCUGCUUAUGAUCUCCUAGAUAAAUCACAAGUAUCUAUGAUCGACAAUUUACAUGUUCACUAUAUAACUGCAAUAUAUAACUCAUCAUUUAAUGUAGUGCAAUCAUAUAUUUCAUGCCCCGAUGUAUUGGAAUCAAGUGAAAAUAGUGGAAAAAAUCCAUACACGGUUUUAUGUCAAUCCAUAGAUGUAGACGUUUUUAUACCUUGCCUCGUCCAACUCUGUAAGUUAUUGUUCAAAAUUGUUUUGAGCUACCACAAACUCAUGAAAUGGCAUAAUUCUGAUAAUGAUACUGAUAAUACUGAAUCGGACAGUGAUAUUGCCGCUAGCAAACAAAAAUUGAAUCAUAACUUGAUAAAAAUAUGGGAUGAUGUACAAAGAAAAGUAUCUAGCUUAUUAUUAAAUGGUGAUUUAACAAAGUAUAAGUUUGAUCAAUUUGUACAAGUGCUUAGAGUCGUUCAUAGGUUAAUCCAAGUAGGAGAAGAAUUCUGUUCCAGUAAAUCUGAAGACUUACAAGAAUCUAUAAAAAAACAAAGUGAAUAUUAUUUUAUGAAUUAUCAUGCACAACGCUUAGAAGAAUUGAAGAUAUUUUUGGAGAACGAAAUGUGGGAAAUUUGUCCAGUAAAAUCGUCUUUCAAAAUAAGCCAGUUACAGGAGUUCAAACCUUUUCGUUAUUCAAUAAAGACUUUUGGUACACAAGUAAGUCCUACAACUAUAAACUAUUCCACUAAUUCAACGGAAUGUUGUUCCUCAACUCAUUCACUAGAUGGUAGUAGUAUAAUAGGGAAUUAUUUCAUUCGGUUUGCUGAACAUGGAACCCCAUUUGAUACUGGUCUAGAUAAUACUGUAAUAGAGGAAGAUAUCAUGGCUUCAGAAAACGAUGGUUCAGGAUAUUAUUCGGAAGAAAGUGAUGACAAUCAGGAUUUAGAAAAUGAUUAUGUGGAAGAUUUAAAUAAUUUAAGGAAUGUAAAUCGAAAAGAAAAAAAAGAAAAGUCACAAACUAAUACUCCAAUUCUUACCAAUACUACAUUAACUGUACUUCGUCAAAUGGGAAAAUACAUUCAGAUGUCUCGCCUGCUAAAACCGAUUGCUUUUCGUAUUAUAUCAUCUAUGAAUCAACUUUUUGAUUAUUAUUUAUAUUCAGUACAUUUAUUUUUUGGAUCCGACUUGUGCGUUUCCAGUACAAAUCUAUAUUCUCAAGAGCUUAAUAUGACAUUAGAAAGAAUCUCGAAUGAUCUGAUAUUAGAAAACAUGCCAAUAGAUCAAGAUACAGGUCGAAUCGGCAAAGUUUAUAAGCCUUCCAUUUCACCUUUAAUAGAUUUAAAAAAUCCAGAAACAUUGUAUGGUUUGUCUGAAAGAAUAGUAGCUGUAGAAAGUCUGAUAUUUUUAGCAAAAGAAUAUGAAUUCUUACAAGAAUAUUUAGAGUAUUUGACACCACAGAAUCAUAAAGCAUUGUUACAACAGUUUUACCUACAAAAUAUUGCGAGUGUUCCAGAUUUAAGAAAUCCCAUUUAUAUGGCUGUAGUAGCACAGUCUUUCGAUUUAAGACAAAUUUUAAUGAACAUGGCCAAAAUAAAUUGGGAAGUUAGAGAUGUUAGGUCUAUGCACAAUUCAUAUGUUGAUACAUUAUUAAGAGAAAUACACAUUUUUACAUUACGUUUAGAAGAAAUAUCUUUAAAAGUACCAGUUUCAUCUGAAGUAUAUAAAAAUAUUUGGACAAACGUUGCUCAUAUAGUGACUCAUACUUUAGUACAAGGGUUUUCUGAAGCUAAGAAAUGUACUAAUGGUGGAAGAGCAUUGAUGCAGUUGGAUUUCACUCAGUUUUUGACAAAAUUUGAAAAAAUAUCUUCUCUAAAACCAGUGCCUCACAAAGAAUAUGUUGAAAACUAUGUUAAAGCAUAUUAUUUACCAGAUCUCGAGUUAGAAACAUGGAUUAAGGAACAUAAGGAAUAUUCCUCUAAGCAUUUAUUUGGAUUAGUGAGCUGCGCAUGUCAAAAUAAUAAAAAAACACGACAAAAAUUGUUGCAAGUAAUUGAAGACAUAGAAAAAAACAAGUUUCAUAGGUAACACAACUGGAUUUUCAACAGUCAUUUUAUCUUUUUAACUAUUCUCUCUUCUUAUGUGAUAUUGUUACAUAUUAUAGAAUUUUAAGUUUAAAUCUAUUUAUUAAAACCAUUGAGUGAUAUUUUUACCCGAAAAAUGUAUUUUUAUGAAUUCCAGAGAACAACUUUUGUAAUGUACUUAUUUUGUUUCCUUAAUUAUAUAUUUACCAGUUUAAAAA